Molecule: messenger RNA, 2254 nt
Organism: Dunckerocampus dactyliophorus (ringed pipefish)
Lineage: Eukaryota; Metazoa; Chordata; Actinopteri; Syngnathiformes; Syngnathidae
Product: gastrula zinc finger protein XlCGF8.2DB-like
Exons: 2
Coding region: 409-1155 (248 amino acids)
Biological process (GO): regulation of transcription by RNA polymerase II
Cellular component (GO): nucleus
Molecular function (GO): RNA polymerase II cis-regulatory region sequence-specific DNA binding; DNA-binding transcription factor activity, RNA polymerase II-specific
Source: RefSeq, a predicted model, not a curated record
UGAGCUAGCUUUAGCUUCCUUAGCUUAGAAACGUGUCAGUCGUGUUCGUAAAACAUGUCUAAAUGUUUAAAUAUAACGAACCUUCACGUUUCGACUUCGGUUCGGGGUUUGGAACGGACUGAAGGUCUUGGUCCAUCUCUCUUUUUUUAACCAGAUGCUCCCUUUUUCUGCAGUUCAGCUUCGUCGCGUUCUCUUUUUUAACAUCCGUAAGAGAUUUUCAAAUUAAAUUCUAUGCAGCGCACAGCGGUUGAAGAAAGCGGAAACAAGUUCGAGGCGCGCCGUCGUAAGACUUUAUUUUGAAAUCUUUCCCGGAUGUCCUGUGUAGAUUGUUAUGGUUUGGGGCUAUAACAAUAGUGGUACUUUACAAGUGGCUACGGUUCAGCUUUCGUCGUUUAACUGUGUAGAAAAAUGUCCACAUUUGAGACUUUGAAGCUUUUCGUCAGCCAGCGUCUGAACGCGGCCGUCGAAGAGAUUUUUGAACAUUUUGAAAGAACAAUCGUUGAGUAUGAAGAGGAGGUGGAGCGCCGUCAUCAGAAGCUGCUGGGUGUUCCUGUAAGAGCCGAAAUGAAGCCGCCGCACGAAGACGUCCAGCAGUUGCUGCUGAAGACAGAAGACCCCUCCUUCUCCUUCAGAGUGGAGCAGCAGGAGCCACAGCCCCCCCACAUGAAAAUGGAAGAGGAGGAACUUGACAUCAGCAAAUUCCAUGUGAAGAGCGAAGAAGAUGAUGAAGCGCAAGUUGACUGGUCACAGCCUCAUCACGACUGCAGCGAGGAGAACCGAGAGAACGAGGCGAGUCAUCACAAAGCAGACUACGUCAUGGGUCCACCGGCUCGGGCUGAUGGGGACUGGUCCAGUGGGACGGGUCAAGGUUUGACAGAUGCGCACCCGCACAUCAAACCUUUCACGUGCUCGCUUUGCGGCAAAACCUUCAGCCGCAAGUCGUACCUGACAAAGCACCUCAAAGUUCACAGCGGGGAGAAACUGUUCUCUUGCUCACUGUGCGACAAAAGGUUCAAGGAGCACAGAGAACUGGUCUCACACUUUCGGGUCCACACUGGAGAGAAACCUUUCCGUUGCGCAGUUUGUCAUAAGUGCUUCCGAUACAGCGGACAUGUCAGUCGCCACAUGAGACUCCACACGGCCGGCAAGCUGUGAGCGUUUGGACUCACCUGACUUGUUUUGUCAUCGUUCUUGGUGCCUCUCCAGUGAAUUGCUUCUCAUUUUAGCUGUAAACGUGUCACAGGAUCCGCUGCACUCAGGAGCACUUAAAACACAUGGGGGUUGUUUUGCAUUACCGCAUGCUUAAAAGUCUUGCCGUGUGUGUAAUGACAGAUCACCUGAAAAAACACAAUUUAGUUAAACAAGUUUUUUACUGACUAAGACACCCGGGAUGUACAUGAACAAAGGAUUUGGGAACGCUAAAACAUGGAAUGUCAAGAGUAUGUGAAAGUCCCUUCUUGGCUGCUUCACACAGCACAGUGAAACACGAACGCAGAAAACAAAGAACACCCAAAUGUGCAAUCCAAAAAUCCCUUUUCAGCAGAAAUGAGUCACAGAAAGUCUGUUCCUGUGUCCCCCCCGCCACAUUGGCUGCCGCUGCCUGCUCUGUGCACAGUUUGCUGAGUGAGACAAACAAAGUUUGAGUAAGCAAUUUAUUGCAAACAAGCUUUAAAGUGAAAUGUGUCCAAAUAUUGGUAAAAAUGUGAUUUAGUGUCACAGUGUCAUCAUCUCUGGAUGGCAAAGGCAAAAAAGCUUUCUCUCUUUGAAGGCACUGGGACUGUUGAGCUGCAUAAGCAAGGCCUCUCUCUCGCAGCGCGCCGUUGCUGCUGAGGUUGGACGCGGUAAGACAGUCAUUUCAAACUUCUGAAAAACAUCCUGGGGCUCAUGGAACACAAAAUGUCAAGCGGUGGACCUGAAAAAAUGGGACCGGCCCUGAGCCGGAGGAUCCAUUAAGACACGGGGCGAUCCUCAACCCAAACGAAGGUCGCUACUCGUGUCGAUUGCAGUCUGAUAACCAUCAAGACACGCCGAUGAGAAGUGUGUGUGAUGGAUGAUGGCAACCUUGGACCUCUAUGGAAGCAACCUGAUGCUGACAGCAGAGAUCACCAGGAGACAACUUCCAUCCUACAAACAAUUACAUAGAUUUUCCCUAACACUUGUGUCAUGUCAUGUGAUCCCAAAUAAAGUCCUUAAACUUCGUCAAUUGACACGUUUUGUUCUUCUGUGACCUAAUUUAUAGUCUAACUGUGGAAAA